CAGUCUUACAUGUGAGUCAAAUUCCAUGGACUAUUAGGAUUUGACUUGUUCCAUUCUCUUACACUCUCUGCAUCUUGCACUAAGUUAAAGAAAUGAGAGCUAUCAAAUUCAAAGGCUAAAUAGCCAGAAAAUAUUCAUUCAAACUUCAAUAUUCUUCAAAGAGUGUGGUGACAAUUCUAGUUAAAGGCAGAAACAUAAGGAAAGCAAAAAACCAGAUGUUCCUCACAAGAGCCCUCUUUUUGGCUGCUUUGAUUUCCAUGGCACUGGCUGGGCCAUGGGCCAAUAUAUGUGCUGGCAAGUCUUCCAAUGAGAUCCGGACAUGUGACAGACAUGGCUGUGGACAGUACUCUACUCAGAGAAAUCAGAGGUCUCACCAAGGCGUGGACAUUCUGUGCUCUGAUGGAUCUACUGUGUAUGCGCCGUUCACCGGAAUGAUUGUGGGCCAGGAGAAACCUUAUAAAAAUAAAAAUGCCAUCAAUAAUGGUGUUCGGCUCUCUGGAAGAGGUUUCUGUGUCAAAAUUUUCUACAUUAAGCCAAUUAAGUAUAAAGGUCCCAUCAAGAAGGGAGAGAAACUUGGAACUCUGCUGCCAUUGCAGAAAGUUUAUCCUGGCAUACAGUCACAUGUGCACAUCGAAAACUGUGACUUGAGUGACCCCACAGUAUACCUGUGAGCAGAAGAUGACCAGAUCUUACCAAUAAAAAGCCAUCUUUUUAAAAACUUUGGUGCAUGUCCUACAUCUGAAGAAACUUGUGUUGAAACAGAAACAAAAUAAAUGCAAGAAAGAUGAAUUUUGA
Molecule: messenger RNA, 795 nt
Organism: Chinchilla lanigera (long-tailed chinchilla)
Lineage: Eukaryota; Metazoa; Chordata; Mammalia; Rodentia; Chinchillidae
Gene: Lect2
Product: leukocyte cell-derived chemotaxin 2
Exons: 4
Coding region: 216-671 (151 amino acids)
Source: RefSeq, a predicted model, not a curated record